GAGCCACGCCCAGGGCCUCGCGCCCUCGCCCUCGGACAGCAGUUGCUCAGUCGGAUGCAGCGGGUUGGUAGCGGUCUCCCCAGCGGGAGCCAGGUGGCAUCCCGCUGUCCCAGCGUGGCCCUUGCCCAACAGAACCAGGUGGCCACACUGCCCGUACGGCUCCUGAGGGACGAUGUGGUGACUGCGCAGAACAACUUCCAUGCAGAGAAUGGCUUCCAGAUGAAGGUGGAUGCCUGUGGCUUUGCCCCGGAGGAGCUGGUGGUGCAAGUGGACGGCCAAUGUCUGAUGGUGACCGGCCAGAGGCAACUGGAGGGCUGCAGCCCAGAUGGGGCUGGCUACCGUGUGGCGCAGAGGGUGCAUCGGCAGAUCCAACUACCACCGGACCUGGAUCCCACUGCCGUGACCUGCAGCAUGACCCCCUCCGGCCAGCUGUGCGUCGGAGGCCAGUGCCAGGGCGCUGCCUUCCCAGGAAGCCCAAAAAGGCCCAUCCCCGAGACUCCGAGGCCAUGGCUCUAAGAAAGGUCAACCUACCCUGACCCAGUAAACAACAAUUCUAGUGUGCAGCAGCA
Canis lupus familiaris (dog) is the source of this 569-nucleotide messenger RNA. It is a transcript of the gene HSPB9, whose product is annotated as heat shock protein family B (small) member 9. Lineage: Eukaryota; Metazoa; Chordata; Mammalia; Carnivora; Canidae. Gene Ontology annotation, cellular component: cytoplasm; nucleus. The coding region runs from base 55 to 516 and encodes 153 amino acids. The record is from RefSeq and is a predicted model, not a curated record. The transcript has a single exon.